Brassica napus (rape) is the source of this 537-nucleotide messenger RNA. Its product is annotated as equilibrative nucleotide transporter 3-like. The transcript is spliced from 2 exons. Bases 1 to 537 code for a protein of 178 amino acids. Gene Ontology annotation, biological process: nucleoside transmembrane transport. Gene Ontology annotation, molecular function: nucleoside transmembrane transporter activity. NCBI's taxonomy places the organism in Eukaryota, Viridiplantae, Streptophyta, Magnoliopsida, Brassicales, Brassicaceae. Gene Ontology annotation, cellular component: plasma membrane. The record is from RefSeq and is a predicted model, not a curated record.
AUGCAGACUGACGAUGCUUCCAAUAAUCAAAGACUAAACAACAAAGAGCUCUUAGUUCAAAACAUAGACUAUGCAGUGAAUCUAGCCCUCAUCUACAUUUUGUCAUUAUCCAUUUUUCCAGGGUUCUUAUAUGAGAACACGGGACAUCAUGGGCUAGGCUCUUGGUAUGCCCUUGUCCUAGUAGCGAUGUACAAUUGUGGGAACUUGGUUGGGAGGUAUACGCCGCUGGUGGAAUGGCUCAAGAUUGAGAACAGAAAAGGGCUCACCAUUGCAACUUUGUCACGUUUUUUCCUCAUCCCGGCGUUCUACUUCUCUGCGAAGUUUGGUGAUCAAGGAUGGAUGAUUAUGCUCGUUACUUUUUUGGGAUUGACAACAGGACAUCUCAAUGUUUGCAUUCUCAUCACUGCUCCUAAAGGCUACAAGGGUCCAGAAAAGAAUGCGUUAGGGAACUUGCUGGUGGUUUUCUUAACAGGAGGAAUAGUUGCAGGAACUUCGUUGGGUUGGCUAUGGCUUAUUGGUAAGAAGAAUGCCUUCUGA